Messenger RNA from Schistocerca piceifrons (Central American locust), 4104 nucleotides. RefSeq names its product serine/threonine-protein phosphatase rdgC (gene rdgC). Gene Ontology annotation, molecular function: protein binding; protein serine/threonine phosphatase activity; calcium ion binding. Lineage: Eukaryota; Metazoa; Arthropoda; Insecta; Orthoptera; Acrididae. The transcript has 15 exons. Gene Ontology annotation, cellular component: cytosol; nucleus. The coding region runs from base 1 to 2586 and encodes 861 amino acids. The record is from RefSeq and is a predicted model, not a curated record.
AUGGAAUCAGAUCUUGACAUAUCAUUAUCUGAUGAUUCUAACGAAGACCACAACUUCGAAGAAGAAGAUGUCGAUUAUGCAUCAGACUGGGGUGAAGAAACACUCAACCCAACGGCGGGGCAAAUUGAAAAGGAAGCAUAUUUUGGGAAAAACAAGAAGGGCGCAAAACAUUCAACUAUUCGCCCCGAGAAUACUGGUCUGAAAAAUGAGCAGAACAUAAGUAACGAAAAUGGCUCAAUGGACAAUAGUUCCUCAGCAGCUUUCCAGUCGUCAUUCAUAACGUCGUCCUCUGGAGACCACUUCCAGUUGGUGCCGUCUAAAGGCGAGCUAAUGUCUAAGACAGAAAUGUUCUUCAAAACAAAAGUCUGCGUGCAACCACUGUGGAGUGGGUUAACGGGGCCCUCGGUGCCGCGUUGUGUUGCAGACGAGCAGCCGGCAGCAGCCAUGAUGGGGUGCGGGGGUUCCCGCGGGCUGUGUCCCUGCGUGCGCGCCAAGGGCCUGAGCGCCGCGCCGGACAGCGACUCGGACGCCAGCGACGCCAGCUCCGCCAAAAGCACCCUCCACCAGCAGCCGCAGCAGCAGGGCAGGGGUGGCGCCUGUCCGCCCGCCAGCGGGCUGCUCGCCGCGCUGUUCCGCUGCCGCAAGGCGCGCAAGAGCGAGUUCAGCAUGCCCAAGGUCGAGAGGACUAUGAAGGCGGCGAUCCUGAUCCAGCGCUGGUACCGCCGCUACCUGGCACGCAUGGAGGUCCGCCGCCGCUAUACGUGGACCAUCUUUCAGAGCAUCGAGUACGCUGGUGAGCAGGACCAGGUCAAGCUGUACAACUUCUUCAACGCGCUGCUGACACACAUGCCGGACCCGACAGUGCCACGACCGGUGGGGACGGAGGUCGCCAAGAGUCCCACUUCAGGGUCGGCGGGCGCGCAGCCAGCGGACGACGAGUCCAGCGACGGAGGACUCAGCCCGGUGGACAGCACCUACAAGGGCAUCCACGUCGGCUCGCCGCUCUCCAGGGCAGACCUCGACAACCUCAUCGACUGCUUCCGGAAAAAGAAGCAGCCACACCGCCUGCACGCGCGCUACGUGGCCAGCAUCCUGCGGGAGGCCGCCGCCGCACUCAAGCGGCUGCCCAACCUCAACCAGGCCUCCACCUCCGUCAGCAAGCAGGUCACCAUCUGCGGCGACCUGCACGGCAAGCUCGAGGACCUGCUCGUCAUCUUCCACAAGAACGGGCUGCCAUCCACGGAGAACCCGUACGUCUUCAAUGGUGACUUCGUGGACCGCGGGAAGAAGGGCCUAGAGGUGCUACUGCUAUUGUUGGCCUGUCUGCUCGUGUUCCCCGGCGGAGUCUUCCUCAACAGGGGCAACCAUGAGGACCACAUCAUGAACACGAGAUAUGGGUUCAUCAGAGAAGUGAGACUGAAGUAUCGGCAAAACGCAGACCGGCUUCUCAAGCUGAUCGAGGUGGUGUACCGGUCUCUGCCACUGGGCACAGUCGUCAACAACAAAGUGCUGGUGGUGCACGGCGGUAUCUCCGACAUCACCGACCUGGAGUGGCUGCGCUCUCUGGACAGGCACAAGUACGUGUCUCUGCUGCGGCCGCCCGUCACGGACAGCCAGGCACCUGGGGCGGAGCUCAUCGACAAGAUGGAGUGGAAGCAGGUGUUCGACAUCCUGUGGAGCGACCCGCAGCCGGCGGAGGGCUGCGUGCCCAACUCACUGCGCGGCGCCGGCACCUACUUCGGCCCCGACGUCACGGACAAGUUCCUGCAGAAGCACAAGCUGCAGUUCAUCGUGCGCUCGCACGAGUGCAAACCCGGCGGCUACGAGCUCACGCACGGCAACAAGGUGAUCACCAUCUUCUCGGCGUCCAACUACUACGAGAUGGGCUCGAACAAGGGCGCCUACCUGAAGCUGGUGGGCAGCGAGCUGUCGCAGCACUUCGUGCAGUUCACGACGGCCACGUCGCGCGCCAAGCGGCUCACCUUCCGGCAGCGCGUCGGACUCGUCGAGAGCUCCGCCAUCCGGGAGCUCAGCACGCAGAUACUGGCCUGCCGGGACUCGCUGCUCGCAGAGUUCCGAACUCACGACCCCGGCGACACAGGCUUUAUCACGGUGAGCGAGUGGUGCGCCGCCAUGGAGGCCAAGACGGGUCUGACUCUUCCGUGGCGCAUGCUGAAGGACAAGUUGGUCAGCAUGGACCCGGCUUCCGGCCGCGUGCAGUACGUCACCACGUUCCAGGAGCAUCUACCAGGCCGCAGAGCCGUCACCGAGACAACGGUGGCUGAAACGCUGUAUAGAAACAAAUCGAGCUUGGAAGCCAUCUUCAGGAUAAUAGACAAAGACAAUUCAGGUUAUAUAUCGACGGAGGAGUUCUCGGACGCGUGUUCACUGCUGAGCGAACACCUACAGAACCCCAUCUCGUCCGAGCAACUGCUUGACAUCUGCCGCUCCAUGGACAUCAACAAGGACGGCCUGGUCGACCUGAACGAGUUCCUCGAGACCUUCCGGCUGGUGGACAUGGACCGUGACGAGGGCGACGACGACGAGUACGAAUCCCCAGAGGAGAGCACCCCGCGCGCCGAGUGAACACAGAACACAGCGACACCACUGGCGACAGCCAGCCGCGGCGCUCUCUGAUCGGGUGUAAGAACGCGUCAAGGGGACAGUGCGACCGUGGUAUCUCGCAACGGCGUCGGACAUCCGUGCCGAACGAUGUGGCUAUAAACCCCAGCAAAGUGUUCCAGAAGCUGAUCUCAAGUUCAGAAGUUUCAGCGUUGCGCGAUCUCACAAUUCAUGUUUCGUCCAUCACGUUCAGAGAAGCAUGAUGAACAUCGGUACAUGAAUUUCCUUAGCAUCAAAUAAGGAAGUGAUAUCAUACCGAUAUUACCCUUCACAGUACUUGUUCCGUAUCGUAUCAUAUGGGUAGUAACCUACACAAUGCUUGUUCCAUUUAAACUGAAGGCACAAUUUUAAGCAAACGUAGAAGAACUUCCUUAUAAAUGCAUUGUGCAGCAGUGUUUGAAGUAAAUCGAACGGUACAGGACAGUAAAAAUAUAAAUAAAAGUUCAUUAUACAUCGCGAAGUUUAACUGGAAUGGUACUUGUCUAUGAUGGUGAACUUAUCGAGGUUCUAAAUGCAGAGCAUCGUGUCGACGUACAUAGAUGUAUAUAAUUUUAUUUUGUCGCAACUCUCUUCAAACGAACCCCAGUUUAUUAUUUUGCAGAACAGGACUGCAGAAUGGACAGUGAAAACCUUAAUAGAUGUAGUGAAUCUAUCCGAAUAACCAGUUGUUCUUCGUUCAGUUUGCUCAGUGUGUUAGUUCUUUUUUUAAGCACCUGUCAGUGUGCGAAACUGAUAAAACUACGCGAGUGGUGAAUAUAAGUAUUCAAUACUCCCUAUGCACGUUUCCAAGCUUUGUCUACCAAAUAACCAAAUAAUGAAGACGGAGAAGCAUUACCGAUGUCAUAAGCGUAUCUGGCCUCCUUUGAAGAAGGAAGCGUUUUUGGAGAUUAGUGGGAAAAUAUCGUCCCACAGAUGAAGACAGUUUUAUUUACUACAGAGAAAGAAAUGUGUCUGUAUUACAGUAAGAACAGCAAGUUACUCUUUCGAAAUCUAUGCGAGACAUACAACAGGUUUUUCAAGUUUCCCUCAAUUCCUUGCUGUAACAUUCAGGAGCACCCAGAAACGAAAAUUUCCUAAACGUGUGACUAAAAUAUCACCACUAAUGUUCAUAAACAACAGUGAAGGUGGUCAUUACUUUUUCGUUCCUUCCGCAGUACAAUGUAAAACUGUCACAUAUUAUAUAUCCCGGGUGUGUGUUUGGUGAUAAAGCACUACGUUAACCAGUUCGAAUUUUCAGUAGCAGGAUAAUAUCUAGUCUAAGAAGAAUGCCCAAAAUGCUUGCUGUUUUGUACAAUCCCUACAUGAUAUACAUGUCUGUGUAGUGUACGAGGAACACACUAUAAUAGUGUUAUAAAAGACUAUGUGUAACAGGUUUUGUUAAAUGAAAAGUAUUUGUCACUACCGAGGCCAGACUGGAUACCUCGUUCUAUUCAGGAUUGUAACAUCAUCCCACAAAAACCCCUGCCAUUAUGGCGUGGUCGG